UCAUGACGCUACUGGAAGACUAUGCGAAUUUGGGCCAGCUGAACAACCAAUCCUGUUCUCUCACAUUUCACAUGAGAAAGCAUAGCUCAGGGUCCAGCCAUCCGCAGGUGACUGACUUACAACUAUGGUUCCGCGACUUGCCUUACGAGGUAUAAUGGCAAGCACUCUCUUUGUUCAUUUUCCGUUAACAUCACGAUGGACGUCAACAAAAGAGCAAAGGAAAAAGUGCCAAUACACAACGACACCAUGGCCCAUCAAGCACCAACUCACGUCAAACACGACUCGUUCUUCGAGGAUAUGUUGGUAGAUGCCAACAAGGAAGCUGCGGACGGGACAGGCUCGCUGAACAGCUCACCAGCUGCAUCUGCAGGACUGGAUGAAUGCAGCGACAUUAUCAGCCGACUCGAGUCCCUCAGCUUGGACGAAGACCGAACACCUCGAGUAAUGAGUCCAGACGUGUCUUCUCUUAAUAUCUCUUCCUCUUGUGCAUCCUCCUCAUUCCGGCUGAUUCCCAGGAGAUGCAGCGGGAAUCAGCAGCCACCGCAAAGGCCAAGGUUGAUGAGAAAAGCAGCCACAACUCCUCCAGAAAUGUUGAAGAUGCUAUCGUCAGCGCCCCGACCGCCGAGAAGAGCAAUCAGCGCAAGAUUUACCAGACCGGACUUGCCUCUCGAGGAUGGAGUGCAUUGUAGUCUAGAACUGAGAUCUCAGCACCCUAAGGAAUCUCAAUUUGGGACCUCCGUAGCCAAGUCAGCCAUCAAGUCGCGCAAGAGCAAGGCUAGGUCGUUGGAAGGAGUCGGCUCCCACUACCAAGGUAGUCCUCGGAAACAAAUGCCAAGUGCACAGCUGCAAAGGUACGAAGUGAUAUCAACCGAACCUGAUGCACGAUGUGUUGAGGGUGCCUCGGAAAGUACGCCCGUCAAGGCGAUUCCACAAUCGAUUCAGGUAGAAGGCCUAGAAACGGGUUUGGCAGACUCCAGGAAGAGAGGUUUACCGGAUGUACCUACCUCUGGGACAGAAACGCCUCGCGAGCUCUACGGUUUGCCAAUGAAGAGACCCAGGCCGAGUCCCGCAUCGCCUGGUGUCGGCCUGGGGAGGCGUAAGGUCUUGAGGCCAGCCAAGAGCAACAGGGAAAAGCCCCCUAUCGUGCCUUUGGUUUCUCAUGGUCAACCUCGAGGUCGUUUCGGACGCCGAUCACUGCCGAGAUUGUCGGAGCGAGAUGUCUAUUUGCCAGGACCCAUCCGGCUCAAUAAUGGCGUCUUUACUUCUUCUCUAUCCCUGAUAUCCAGUUUGGAUCUCUUGGCAGGCCAAGAAGAACGCGACGACGUGCAGAGCAGAGCCGAUGUGAGCAUGUCAGACGAGACGGCCGAGUAUUUUCAAGGGAUGUGCGCCUGCAGGCCGGUGGGCGCGGAUGAACUGGAUAGGUUCUGGGAGCAGGAGGACCAGGACGAUGAAGCAGAGGAAGACUCGGAACCUGUUACGACGCCUUCAACGCAUGGUCCCGAUUGGAAGGCGCGGGUGCGGCUUGGACUGGAGGAGCCAACGUCACCACCAAAGAGACCAAACAGUGUGGCACGAGUGAGUUCGACCAGUCGCCAGCUCAGCCGGCAAGGCAGGUUGGUGACGACGACUCCACCAAACGCCCGGCAGAUGGUCAAGCUACGGCGCAUUCUACGACCCGCAACAUGGAGUUUGUAGGCUACCUUGGGGCUUGUACUGUACUCCGUAUAAUGGUUUCAAUAGUCACAUCGUAGAACAUUUACAAAUAGUCAAUAUGUAAUAGCUGUCGAAUGUGGACAAGGACCUUUCAGACAUUGAUAAUUUCGAUAAUUCGACCAUUCGACCAUUUGGACAAUUUCGGUGGGAGAUCGGCGGCGAUAACUCUACUCUGUUGUGCUAGAGGGAGAUUACCGACACGUGCGGCCGUGGUGGUCUGUGAGGUAAUGGAAUAUGGAGUGAUGAGAUUGCCUACACCGGAUGGUAGGGUGCUC
Messenger RNA from Aaosphaeria arxii CBS 175.79, 1988 nucleotides. RefSeq lists its product as uncharacterized. NCBI's taxonomy places the organism in Eukaryota, Fungi, Ascomycota, Dothideomycetes, Pleosporales. Bases 196 to 1695 code for a protein of 499 amino acids. The transcript has a single exon. The record is from RefSeq and is a predicted model, not a curated record.